Molecule: messenger RNA, 4352 nt
Organism: Myripristis murdjan (pinecone soldierfish)
Lineage: Eukaryota; Metazoa; Chordata; Actinopteri; Holocentriformes; Holocentridae
Gene: tp53i13
Product: tumor protein p53 inducible protein 13
Exons: 9
Coding region: 338-2416 (692 amino acids)
Cellular component (GO): cytoplasm
Source: RefSeq, a predicted model, not a curated record
GAGGGGAACAUUUGUCAGCACGCUUUUACCCUUUUCUGCGUGUCCUAAAAACCGGGCACAGUGUUAACAUUAUGUUGUAACGGUAAAACAAGCAAAGUUUACGUAGGAUAAAACCCGACAACCGAUAUUCCUGUCGGCGUGACGGUUUGCUUUUUUUUUUUUUUUUUUUUUAGCGCACGCUCGCACGUCGUUUUCACUUCUGUUUUGGUAUGGACGUUUGCCAGAGCAAAUGAGUGUUUGGGGACUAUGAAAGGUCAGCCCUUUGUAUACCGCUCCGUAGAGAGCGGUAUACAAGCUAAGUUUGUGUCUAAUAAUACCUGAGUGACUGGCUGUCACCAUGCGGAGCCAAACGACUUCCCCGCCGGUGACGGUGACUGUGCUGGCCGCCCUGUGGGUCAGUGUGGGUCGGUGCGGUACCGCUGGGUCUCCGUGGCCACGAUGCGACAGCGGAAAGUUCUCUUUGGAGAAGGACCUGCCUCAGGACGCACUGUGGGACUGUCCUGGCUCAACUUGGCCGGUGUCCACUGAGAGGAGUUCCAGUAUCGACACGGUAUAUGAUCCUGAGCCAGCCCGACAGGUAUGCAUGGACAAACGAAUCUCCUAUAACCACACCAUUCCCAACAGCGGGGCAUACAGACCAGUGAAGGCAGAGAGUGGAGAGUACCUGUACUGUCCUCCUCAACGAUGGCUCAAUAACCUGCAUCAUGGAGCUACUGUAUUGCUGUACCACCCCUGUGCUGCUCUGCGUGAGCGUCUCCUUCUGUCCGUCCUGGCCCGCUCUUGUCUGUCUGACUACAUCCUUACCUUGCACCCAGAGCUCAAAAAACAGACGCCGGUAGCCUUGGUAUCCUGGGGUCGUACUUUGGAGCUGCCUACUGUGGCCACUUCAGACAUCUGCAGCUGGCUGGAGACAACAACCACCACCGGAAGUAGGUAUGGUGAUGUGUGGCAGACCAGGAAGUAUGACCUCUUGUUGACAUGGCCAGCAGAGAAGCAUCUGUCAAGAAAGCGAGAGCAGCAAUACAUGCACCUACAGACAACAGAGACAAAGGAGUCUGUGAGGCAGUGCUGUGAGCAGACCCUCUUUCCACUCCUGGAUGGAGGGAUGGAUGCAGAGUUACAGUCAAGGAAAAAGAGGAGAAGUAUGAUAAAAAUGAAAGAGGAGAAGAAACGCAGACAGAGCCGAGCUGUCAUCAGAGAAAACCAGGAGAACGCAGAGGAUAAGGAGGAGAGAGAAAACACAGCAGCACAUGGCCUCCCUCAGUUGACUAACCAGACCAGUGGAACCAUUUUCAAUAUCACAGAGAAGAUCCAGAUUCACAGCAAAACAUCUGAACCAUCAGCAGAGCCUCUUCCAAGGACAAGGACUUCCUCUGAGGCCAGCCUCAGAGCAAACUCCCCUGGACCCAGGGAUGCUCCUUUUUCUCCCGAGUCCGAGAUCUCCAACAAGUCUGCAUCUCUUUUAGUGUCUGGUGCAUCGAAAGCUAUGCUUACCCCUGCGCCUCGUGGAUCCACGUCCUCUGAGCCUAAACUUAAUGCUGAGCCUGAGAAUCACAGCCUAACACCACCGGCAAAACCACUACAGUCCAAUCCUGAACCUCCUGACCUCAAAUACCCAAACUCCUUAGCUGGGAAUGAAGUUAUUCCAAAUGGUGUGUCCAGUGAACACUCAGUUAGCACCAAGACUGAAACUCCACAUUGGGUUCAGGGACAAGCAGCCCUUCCCCCUAGCAAAGAAAAUGCUAUAGAAGACAAUACAGACAUUACUGAACAGGGAGACAAAGUCUCAGCUAAAUGCACCCCAACACAGAAGGACUUUGAUAAGGACAACAUAGCACACGACAAGAUGAAGGAUAAUGAAGUAGUAGAUGUAAAAGAGCGGGAGGUGGAGCAUAAUCAAACACAGAGUAACACACACAUUCACAGCAAAACUAAAAAAACUGGCUUUGACUCUGCAUCCCAAACCCAGUCCCUACCUGAUCUUCUGCCCCAGAACAAUCACAGACUCCCUCAGCCAGCCAGUUACCUGCCUAACACCCAUGACUGUGGAGACUGUGACCCAGACGGCCACUGUGACUGCGCUGAGGCAUCUGGAACACAGGACCGAGCUGGUGUGUUGAGCAGGGGGAUGCCAAGGACCCCCAGGACAGAUGAGGCGGUCUGGGCAGCGGCAGCACUGGGCUUCCUGCUGGUGCUCUUGGCACUGUCAGUGCUCCACACACGCUUGUACCGCCACUGGAGGACCACGCCCAGUCUCUACUGGCAUGACCCACGGCAGGACUAUGACAGCGUAGCAGAUGUGAUCCGCAGGAGGCUGAAGAUUGCGAAGACGAGGCGGAAGAGAGGCAGAAGACAAGAGUGUGUUCUCCUCCCCAGCUCCACCAGCUCAGAUGAGGAGCAAUGGAAACAUCCCUAAGAACCUCUGUGAACAGGUCCAGGUCUUCAUGCAUGCAGAGGAAAUUGAGAACAGACUUCUUAUCUCAAAAUACAUCAGUACCAUCUCAUCUGUGAAACAGGGAGAACUGAGACCUGGACUGUGCAGUACAACUUCUUAUUAGGACAGUGCUCUGUGUAUUUUGUACAGUGUGUGCACGUCCAUGUGGCAUGUACUAGAACUCUUUCACCCGCUCCACUAUUUACCUGACAGGACUGGACUGUGCCACCUUCUGCACAAGGGUAGGACACAUAGCUGGAUAACCUUAAGCUUAAAUACCACAAAGCAGCUGCAGUAUCAGUGAUAUCCUGUGGUCAAAAUAAUUUCUCAUACACUGCCUUUGGAUUGAGAAAAUAGAUAUGUGCGCAAUGAAGGUGAUGUGGACAAAAUUAGAUAACAAAAAGGCUUGGCUGACAAUCCAGUCCACUGCUGGAACAGAAGCAGUGAUUUCAUACCAAAGGCAGGUUGGAGUUAGACACUAUCAUUUUAAUAUUAACUGAAUAUUUCAAAGCCCUAGACCUGAAAAAAAAAUAGACACAAAGUCACAAAACAAGCUAGUGUCUGUUGACUAGCUGCAUCCUAGUGAUUUAAGCCCACACAACCUUUAAUUAGACAGUUCUGGUUUGGACCUUCAAGCCGUCUUCACAUGGUACUUUUAUCAUAGUGCAAAAAUAUCUUCAUUUACAUUUGAAAAGAACACACAGCUCCUUUUCCAUAUUUGUCAUUGGAACCACGGGGUAGCACUUUCAGGAUGAAUUCAUAUUUUCUUUUCUGCAACUUAUCAAGUGCUGUGCAAGGGUGUCUGUGAAGAUAGCUUUGCAGUCCAAAGAAAGGCCCUCAGGUUUAGUUCAGUGCAGUAUAAAUGUGUAAACCAUUUUUGUUUUCUCUGCAAUAUGCAACAUUUAAAACCCAAUGUUGUGCACUACGCUUUUUUUUUUUUUUUUUUUUUAGUACCAUCAAUGCUGAUUGUUAAUUCUGACAUGAUGUCUCCAUUUGUGGCCACACUUUCUACCCAAGGAUUUUAAGUGUAUUGCCUUAUACAUGUAUUUUGUUUUAUACUCAUCUUGUUUUAUAGCAAUGGAUUGUUUUUUACCUGUGAAGGUUUAGUGUGAGUAAGUUGCUGUUGUAAGCAACGUUGUGUUAUGUAUGUGUUGUCAAGGGACGGUACGAACAUGAGAAAUGCUCUGUUUUAGAGAAACUUUUGGAUAGAUUGUGUAGACAGGGAUACUAGUAAUGACAUUAAAUUACUUGACAGAGGUGUUGAGGAGCACAUGCACUCUUUAAAAUGAUGUUGCCAUGGAAAUCAGUCCACACCCUGACAUUGACAUUCAUGAGGCCGUGAAGCCCCUUUUGAGGUGAAUUUGCUCUAUAGGGAUGCUGAAAUUAGAUGUCAUACUUUGAACACUGGCAAAUAGAUCUUAAUGAUUACUCCUUUAAAAAUUAUACCAGUUUUUAGUGAAUUCAAUAAUAGUGAAAUCAAACUUACUCAUUAUGCUGAGGACCCCCUCAACGUCCCUUUAUUGAACCGUAAAGGUCCCCAGCCCAUACUUUGAAAACCACUGUUUUAUAUUGUCUGGCAAGACUGUCAGGGUCUGGAUUGCUACCAUUAUGUACAGUAUGUUCAAAAAGGUGAUUGUUUUAAGUUUCAAACAUGGCAUGCUAAUGAUAAAAACAUUGUACAGUCAUGUGGUGCAUAGAUUUUCAAACACAACUACAUCUUCAAGAUUUGUGGUUGCCAUACUGUAGAUAUUUACAUGUCCUGACAGGCUGUCAGUGAGAUUUGUAGACCUCAGUCAGAGAAAUGAUUAGGCUGUUGCUCCAGCAGCACCUGGACUGCGUCCAGCUGCACCUCGAUCCAUUGCUAUGUCAUGGAGUGUGAUUACCGUGAAUGACUGAACCAAUAAAGCUCAAUGAACAA